UUAAGGUGCUGUUGGAGAGGUGGACGUUAGCAUUGUGGGCAGAUCUCCUUCGUUUGUUUCACUUCCUGUUUGGAGUGCGACUGAGCGGCAGAAUUCUUUGCAGACCGAUCUCAUCACCGCACCACUGAGCCGCAAGAACAGAGACUGCAUAAGUACAAUGGCCUGCCAGUGGCUGUACUUCUGGACAGCAUUGCUGCUGCUCUUGAUUCACGCAGCCUGGGUCUCCUCGCAGCUGCCCUGCGGAGGAGGACCCCCAGGUAUUCCAGGGAUCCCCGGAUCCCAUGGACCAAACGGCAAGCAAGGUGCUAAAGGAGAGAAAGGGGAUCCAGGUGAAGCUGAUCAGUCGAUCAGGGGCCAGAGGGGGGACCCUGGUGAAAAAGGGCCCCCAGGACGUGCUGGCUGGAAGGGGGACAACGGUCUUCUGGGCCCUCCGGGGCCUCUGGGCCAGCCAGGAGAGAAGGGGAGGCCCUUCAACCCGUCAGAACAGCAGAAGUCGUUCUUCUCCUAUAAAAUGAUGCAGCAGAAACCAAACUCCAACACGCCCAUCGACUUCAACAGCGCGAUGGUGCCUGACCUGCAGCCUCAGUUUCAAGGACAAAACCUGACAGAAGGCGUCUUCACCUGCACCAUCAAAGGCGUGUACUUCUUCAGCUACCACGUCUCCAUGAGGAGCAAUGUGUGUCUGAAGCUGGUCAAGAACAGCGACAGUCACUUGAUGAUGUGUGAAACAUAUAGGGGGUUUCUGGUAACUUCUGGCUCCGCCGUCCUGCAGCUGGAGGCUGGAGACACCGUCUCCCUGCAGGUAACCAACCACAACAACAUCGUGCUGACCCAGAGCAGCUCCACCUUCACCGGCUUCCUGAUCUUCCCCACCAUCUGAACGUACCUGGGCCGCUUUUAACCUUUCUCGGACAUUCAGUUACCCCCCACCCCAUUUCAUCUUCCUUGAGACCAAAACUGCAAAGCACAAUCCUAAACUGUUAGCUUUUUAAAACCAGACGCCACUGAUUUCAAGCAUCGGGAUUCUCGGGAAUUGUUGUUUAUUUUUUCAUUAAUGCACUCAGCUGUUGUUUUUUUAACAGGAAAGAGAAUAAAAACUGUGACACAUGUUUUUUUUUGUCAGUGAA
Messenger RNA from Oryzias melastigma (Indian medaka), 1127 nucleotides. RefSeq names its product complement C1q subcomponent subunit B. The transcript is spliced from 5 exons. Gene Ontology annotation, molecular function: protein binding. The record is from RefSeq and is a predicted model, not a curated record. NCBI's taxonomy places the organism in Eukaryota, Metazoa, Chordata, Actinopteri, Beloniformes, Adrianichthyidae. Bases 158 to 880 code for a protein of 240 amino acids.